AUGUGUCCAACAGCAGAUCACGGCGCCUUCAAGGGAAGGGGAGGCAAGCCCGAAGUUAGACUAGAAGCAAUUUGUGACUUCGAUAUGUAUAUCUGGUGGCUAUACUUUGGUACAGCUGGUGCGGCAAACGAUUUAUCUAUUGUUUCCGAGUCGCCGUUAUUCAAUGCGAUUCGCGCCGGGUCAUGGCCACCGCAGAGGUCGCAAGGGAUCGUGGAGGGCCUAUCGUUGACGUGGUACUAUUAUCUAGUCGAUGGGAUAUACCCACGAUUUAGAAUUUUCGCCCCUCCGCUACCAUAUUCAACAACUGCAAAGGGCAAGUUAUAUUCAAAGAGGCAAGAAGCAGAGCGCAAGUCUGUGGAAAGGCUCUUCGGAGUUCUUUUCAAGAGAUUCAAUAUUCUCUUUCAGCCAUCUCGCCUUUAUCGAAAAGCGGACAUGCGGGCAGUUGUUCAAGCCUGCGCUAUCAUACAUAAUAUGGUAGUUGCUGCCCGCCGUGAUGGAUACGCGGACCCUAUAAUGCGCGUAGAUGCGGAUGCCAUGCGUGUGGUAAGACCUCAGCAGCCUGCCAGCGAAGCUGAGCUGCGGGAGUUUUGGGAAACACACGUGGAUGGAACCGAUGAUCUCCAACAGCAGCAAGCUCUUCUUGAGGCUCUCCAAGAUCAUAUAUGGCGAGUCUCUGGGGCAGACUCGUAGUGCGUAGCAGAAAUAAAGCGAUCUUGACAGCG
Molecule: messenger RNA, 722 nt
Organism: Chondrus crispus (carragheen)
Lineage: Eukaryota; Rhodophyta; Florideophyceae; Gigartinales; Gigartinaceae
Exons: 2
Coding region: 1-690 (229 amino acids)
Source: RefSeq, a predicted model, not a curated record